This is a messenger RNA of Gorilla gorilla gorilla (western lowland gorilla), 4408 nucleotides long. It is a transcript of the gene ZNF365, whose product is annotated as zinc finger protein 365. NCBI's taxonomy places the organism in Eukaryota, Metazoa, Chordata, Mammalia, Primates, Hominidae. The coding region runs from base 538 to 1761 and encodes 407 amino acids. Gene Ontology annotation, biological process: telomere maintenance; regulation of DNA strand resection involved in replication fork processing; regulation of neuron projection development. The transcript has 5 exons. The record is from RefSeq and is a predicted model, not a curated record.
AGAUUUUCAAAGAGGAUGCCCAGCUAUGCUGCAUCCUCAUCCACACUCUCCCGCUCCCCCAAAACUAAGUGCAAAAAAGCUUGCCAGGGCCUGCAGAAAGCGCCGCGCCUGCGAGGCUGACACGCGUCUUUCCUUCCCUCCCCCGGGGAAUGAUCCCAGCAUCUCUCGCAGUGAUGUCAGUGUAAUCCUGAGUCGGAUCGGGCUCCCGGCUGGGUGGCGGGGGGGCAGAUGAUGCUCCCGCCAGCUGGGCAGAGCAAGGGUGUUCCCCGCGGAGGUGGCAGCCCUGGGCCGCGGCGUUCCGGAACCCCCGCACCCACGGCGCGGUGCCCCCGGUGCCCGCGAGCGCCGCCCCCGCUGGCUAGCCGCGCCUCGCUCCGCCCUGGACGCCGCCGGUCCCGGCGCGGAGGUGAGGCGGGGAGUGGGAGCCGGCCCGGCUCAGUCUGAUUUACGGCUCUGCUGAAAACCGCUUCGCUCCCGCAGCAUCAGCACCGGAGGCGGCGGCUGCAGCAGCAGCAACAAGUCGGGUCUUUUAGAGUAAUGCAACAGAAGGCUUUUGAGGAAAGCAGAUAUCCCUGGCAGGAGUCCUUUGAGAAUGUUGCUGUGUGCCUGCCAUUCCGCUGCCCGAGGUGUGGAGACCAUACCAGAUUUAGAAGCUUGUCAUCCUUGAGGGCCCAUCUGGAGUUCAGUCACAGCUACGAAGAAAGAACCCUCUUGACAAAAUGCAGUCUCUUUCCAUCCCUCAAAGACACAGACCUAGUCACUUCCUCAGAACUCCUGAAACCGGGAAAAUUGCAGAGCAGUGGCAACGUGGUAAAGCAGAAACCGAGCUAUGUUAACUUGUACAGCAUUUCACAUGAACAUUCCAAGGACAGGAAGCCAUUUGAGGUGGUGGCAGAGAGGCCUGUGUCCUAUGUGCAGACCUACACUGCCAUGGACCUCCGUGCAGACUCGCUGGAUGGGACACGGUCGGGUCCUGGACUGCCCACCUCAGACACCAAAGCUUCUUUCGAGGCACAUGUCAGAGAAAAAUUCAAUCGAAUGGUUGAGGCUGUGGAUAGGACCAUUGAGAAGAGAAUUGAUAAACUCACCAAAGAGUUGGCCCAGAAAACUGCGGAACUGUUGGAAGUUCGGGCAGCUUUUGUGCAGCUGACUCAGAAAAAGCAGGAAGUUCAGAGACGAGAGCGGGCCCUAAACAGACAGGUGGACGUGGCUGUGGAAAUGAUAGCUGUACUGAGGCAACGCCUGACGGAAUCUGAGGAGGAGCUUCUUAGGAAAGAAGAAGAAGUUGUCACAUUCAACCAUUUCCUGGAAGCGGCAGCUGAGAAGGAGGUUCAAGGGAAAGCCCGGCUCCAGGACUUUAUUGAGAAUCUGUUACAGCGGGUAGAACUGGCGGAGAAGCAGCUCGAGUACUAUCAGAGCCAGCAGGCCUCUGGCUUUGUCGGUGAUCUCAGCGGGCACGUGCUUACAGACAUCUCCUCAAAUAGGAAGCCCAAAUGCCUAAGCCGAGGGCACCCACAUUCGGUGUGUAACCACCCUGAUCUCAAGGCCCAUUUCCACCCAAAGGGAAGGAACCACCUGAAAAAGGCCAAGGAUGACAGAGCCAGCAUGCAGCCUGCCAAGGCCAUUCACGAACAGGCUGAGUCCUCAAGAGACCUCUGCAGACCUCCGAAGAAAGGGGAGCUCCUGGGGUUUGGCCGCAAAGGCAACAUCAGGCCCAAAAUGGCUAAAAAAAAGCCAACAGCCAUUGUGAACAUCAUCUAAAAGGGUGGGUGGUGCUGGACCAAUCAUCGCUGGGCUUUGGGGAACAUUGUUCCAGGGGCCAACAGUAAUGUCUUUCUGGAAACAUUCCAUAGUAAGACACAUUGGAAAAGCCAAGGGCAUAACACAGGCAAGCACCUCAAUUAACCAGAGCUUAGCAAAUGGGAAUCUUAGUGAACCAGAAUUUUACUAUAACCCCCUUUUAGAAGCUUGCAAAUUAAAGAAAGAAUAAAAAAAUUAAAUCAAUCUUAAAGCUCUAACUUCUAAAGUAACUGGCCCAGUCUCCAGUAAUCUUGGCAUCUGGGCUUCUAUGCAGUGGUCAUUAAUUUUCAGGACCAAGGCCACACAAAAUGUCAGGCCUAGGGAGAAAAUUCAUCUGUGCCCACUGCUCUCCAAAGUGUGAGGCCAGGAAUGGGAGUGUAAAGUUCUGUUAAUAGCAGUAAAACGAAAAUAUUUGUGUUUGUGUAUAACCUUCCCCUCAGCUAAUUUGAAAGCCUCCAAAAUAAGGAUUCCCAUUCCCCGAGUAUUCUGGUUAAUCAAGAUUUCAAUUUCUGGGUUGCUUAAGCGACUCGUUCAGUCAGACUUCAGUUCUCAUUCCGACAGGGUGUCUUUCAGUUCGUUUGUUUGACUGAGGUUUUUUGGUGGCCUAGAUGCAUGUUUAUUCAGAUUUUGGUACACCUCUGCCGUCUUCUUUGGCUGAGUAUUCUGCACCCACAGACCAUGCUGCCAGCCUCUAUCUUAAUAGCUGCUUCUGUGGAUAUGGCUGGGGAGCGAAGUAAAAUCCUCUUUUGAUUAGCACCCAGCAUGGGCUCGGUGUCUAGGUGGUUGGAAUGACAGUGGACUGCACGCUUGGUGCAUCGUGACCAUCCUGGAAGCACUGCAGGUGUCGCCAAGCCCUUUCCUAAGACCUGCUUUCCGGACAGUGUCAGUGGCCCUCUCUCUUUCUGCUAUGGGCAUGACUUUCUCUUCGCUGGCUUAACUUUUCCACUGGGUGGUUCACUUCGCCUCCUGCUGCUUCUGUGCCCUGUUAAGGCUUCAGGUAUCUUUCAACCAAGUAUCUGGAGUGUUCACUCUAUGUUGCAUUCUAAAGUAAUUUCUGAAAUAAACAAUGCAUGUAGGAGCCAGAAUCUGACACUGUCUUCCCCUCCUUCCUUCCCUAAAAUGUCUUUUGUUUCCACAAAGAGCUGUUAAGAAUUUCCUGCUGUAUGAUUUUCCUCAAGAAUGAAUUUCCAUGUCAUUUUUUCCUUAAAUUUAGCAAUAUCAUCAGGUCUCAUGCAGAGUUUACAAGUGCUGACAUUCUUCUGAAAACAGGAAUAAUUUUGUCCACAAAUAUAUACAUAUAUACAUAUAUAUAACACAUACAAAAUAUAUAUGUUAAGUAUAUUAAUAAUUUAUUUUUAAAUACUCAUGGAGAAAGUGUGUGUUUGUGGUGGGUGGUUUUUAAACUAUAUAUGUUUGUUCAUGUAAACUGAAUUCUCUUAUUUAAAAAAUCAAAACUGUAAUGUAAUUAACAUUGGCAGAAUUAUGAUUGUUACUGCAAUAAGCAUCAAAUUAGCAGCGCAUUAAAAAUAGGAAAUAAAGCAGUUGCUUAAAAUGCCAGUCAAUUGAAAAGUGUAACAUCAUUAUACAAACAUUUUGAACCUACCAUAAUGAAAAUGUUCUUGAAUCUUCACUUUGACUUUCGGUUUAUGGGGGGAUAGAUCAUUCAUGUGAUAUAUAAGCAGCUAUCAAGUGGGCAAAAACAUUGCUGUGAAUAUCACUGUUUAGGCUAACAUUGUAAAAAUUGUAAUGUUAUAAUUAUUAUUUAUUUGGAGAAUUAACUUCCCCCUCUAAAGUUAUUUAUUAUUGAUGCUUAUACCAUGAUUGCACCUUAGCCUUUUACAUACUAAAAACAUAACUUGUUAGUUGUAUUGCAUGCUCUUUGUCCCGUAAUGUGUGUGCAAUGACAACUUGUUUCUGUUUUAUUUAAAGUAACUGACAUUUUGGAUUUUCAUCUAACAUAGAGGGCAUGGCAACUCUCUUUGACAGUGGUACCCCAUGAUCUUCAGAAAGUACCAUAAUGUCAUCCUACUCUACAUUUCACAAGACAAAUUAUUUUGAGAUUUAUUAUAUUAAAAUUUUUUUUUAAGUUCCCACUAAAUUUUGACCCCCAUAUAAAGAAAUGUGUUAUGUGUGUUGUGCCUCCUUAGAGACAUAAAUUUAGUGUCAAAACAUGGGAGAUGGCUUACUCAGAAGCAUACUCCACUUAACACACCAUGGCCUGAGCUAAGUACCAUGUCCUGUUUGUGUCUUAUUUUUAAAUAUUUUCUUUGUCCACAUGGGCAGUUGACCUUAGAGUUAAGGCGGUUGCUUUUUUGAAGAAAUCACCAAAGUUUCUGGGAAACUAUGUUCAAGGUUAAAAUGGAGAGUAGAUUUAAUCUUAUUUGUCUUGUAGGGAAGAAAUCUUCCUUUGAACCGUUUUUCUUGCUUUUUCCCUUUUUCCCAAACUAGGUUACAGAUUCUUAUCUGCAAGAUUCAAGUUGCUUAGACAUUGUUUUCCAGUAUUCUGCAGGGCCAGUCAGUUGUACAGAAGUUGGAAUAUUCUGUUCCAGAAUUAAAGAAGUUUUUAGAUUAUGAAAUAUUAUGAUAAUAAAGCUAUAUUUCUGACUAA